AAACGAGAUGGAAAAAUGCAUGGACAGUGUCGAUAGAAUCCAUACAUGACGAUGGCUCUCAGAGCGGUAGCCUGUCUCGAGCUCGUAACGGGCGGGGGAAAGUACCGCGUCUUAAGUGGUACGCACUACAAGAGUAUCUUUGAAAAGAUCAGGCUUCUUUUUCGCACGUCGCGGGAAAAACACGUUCUCAUCAUCUCUGCAUUCAUGCUCACUUCUUCUAUUCGGUACCUCUGCGCUUCAAAAUCUUUUACCCAGAAAAGCAACCAAUUUUACACUUCUGCCACUCCCAUCAACCCUCUCCAGGGUCUCCUCCAACUUCUGCAAUCCUCCAUCAACCACCAAUCUCUAAGUCUCUCCAAACAAUCUCACGCUCGGAUCAUCUCUCUUGGGUUCGAUCAAGAUCCCUUUCUCGCAACGAAGCUCAUCACGGCAUAUUCGAUCUGCGGGGCCCCGUCCGUUUCUCGCCUAGUCUUCGAUUCGAUUUGCCACAAGAAUGUCUUCCUCUGGAACUCAUUGAUCAGCGCGUACGCCAAGAAUCGCAUUUUUGAAGAACCCUUUUGUUUGUUUAAUCGAAUGUGCAUUGGCCAUGAAUCUCCUGAUAAUUACACUUUUGCCACUCUUUCGAAGAUUUGCGGUGAGCUUAGGGACCUGGGAACUGGAAAAGCCAUUCAUUGUCGAAUCGUGCGAGCUGGGUUUUCCUCGGACACGGUUGUUAUGAAUUCUGUAAUGGCCAUGUACUGUAAAUGUGAUAAUUUGGGCGAUGCUCGUGACUUGUUUGAUGAAAUGCCCCAUAGAAGUGUGGCUUCUUGGAACGUUGUAAUUUCCGAGUGUGCAGUUUCUGAUGACUUUUGUUUCAGUGAGGAACGAUGGAAGUGUGUAAAACAGAUGCAGAUUGAAGGAAUGAAACCUGAUGCCUUUACAGUAGCUAGUCUUCUUCCCUUUUGCACUACUGAGUCUGCAGGCCGGACUUAUGGAAGAGAGAUUCAUUGUUUCAUUAUAAGAAAUGGGUUAGGAUUGGAUUCGGCUUCGGAUCUUUAUGUGGGGAGUUGCUUGAUUGAUAUGUACUCGAAAAGCAAAAAUGUAGUCAUGGGUAGACAGGUUUUCGACCAGAUGAAGUGUAAAAAUGUAGUUGCUUGGACUGCCAUGAUCUCAGGUUAUGCUCAGAAUGGAGGUGCAAGGGAGGCUUUGAUGCUUUUCCCUAAAAUGCAGGAGAGAGGAGUGGGGCCCAAUAGAGUAUCUAUUGUGAGCAUCCUCCCUGCUUGCAGUUCUCUUGCCAGUUUGAUGGAGGGGAAACAAAUUCAUGGUUUUGCUGUUAGAUCAGAACUGAAUUAUGACGUUUCUGUAAGCAAUGCUUUGAUUGACAUGUACUCAAAAUGCGGGAGCUUGAAAUGUGCGAGGCAUGUCUUUGAUGAUGAAUCUUUCUGUAAAGACACAAUCUCUUGGAGUUCGAUGAUUACUGGUUAUGGACUACACGGGAGGGGUGAGGAAGCUGUUGCACUUUUCAACAACAUGCUGCAGGCGGGAAUUAAUCCAGAUAAUAUAACGUCUGUGGGAGUUCUUUCUGCAUGCAGUAGAGCAGGACUGAUAACUGAAGGCUUUGAGAUUUAUAAUUUGUUGACAGUAGAUUAUGGCAUUUUGCCCACGAUGGAGAUCUAUUCUUGUGUGGUCGACAUGUUGGGUCGAGCAGGCCAGCUUGACCAGGCACUAAAUUUUAUCAAUUCAAUGCCUGUGAGGCCUGGUCCUAGCAUUUGGGGGGCUCUUUUCAGUGCUUCCGUGCUUCAUGGAAGAACAGAGAUGCGGGAUUUGGCUUAUGGGUCCCUUCUUCUGUUAGAACCUGAGAACCCGUCAAAUUACGUUUCGCUCUCGAACAUAUAUGCUUCUUCUGGGAUGUGGGAUGGUGUGGCGGAAGUGAGGAUGCAGAUGAAGGAGAGAAAGUUGCGGAAGCUGCCUGGAUGUAGUUGGAUUAGUGUCAAUAGCAAGUUUCAUUGCUUUUAUGUUGCAGAUAAAUCACACCCCUCUUCUGAUAUGAUAUAUUCAAUGUUAGACAACCUCAUAUUAAUGAUUAAGGGAGAUGGUGUUUGUGCUUUGAAUAUUUGAUGCAGAUUUUGGCAUUUUGUUGUCUAUCUUGACUGUUUCAGCCAUGAAUACAUGCUAUCAUGCACAUAAGAAACUAUGCUAUCAUGCAAGGGAAUCCUUCUUUUGGGAAAUCUUCAGUGAUGAUAUGCUAACCAGUGGAGUUAUAUUUCAAGUUCUCUUGUAGUCUUUGAUUCAG
Magnolia sinica is the source of this 2272-nucleotide messenger RNA. RefSeq names its product pentatricopeptide repeat-containing protein At3g12770-like. The transcript has 2 exons. The record is from RefSeq and is a predicted model, not a curated record. Bases 46 to 2097 code for a protein of 683 amino acids. Lineage: Eukaryota; Viridiplantae; Streptophyta; Magnoliopsida; Magnoliales; Magnoliaceae. Gene Ontology annotation, biological process: RNA modification. Gene Ontology annotation, molecular function: RNA binding; protein binding.